AUGCAAGAAGACCUAUCUAUAAAUGAGUGGGAUAUUAUCAUAGUACAGGUUGAGAGCCUCUUUCAUGUUGAAUUCACAGCCCGUCCAUUUGUAGCUAUUCUUGAUGAAGCUAAUGCUAUUAUGUGCCAAAUGUCUAGCGGUACAAAUGCACAGGAAUCUGAAAAUGUAAUGCGUGAUAUCUUAAGAUCUGCAAGGCAUGUUUUAGCCAUGGAUGCCUUUGUGAAUAAAUCUACAUUAGCAUUCUUUAGGGCAUAUCAUGGUGAAGACAUUCAUAUAGUUGAUAAUGGAUACCAGCCUCGUAUAGGCGAGAAAGUUAAAUUUAUUUAUGAUCUGAAUAGCGGAGCUGAAGCUAUGCGAAUAGGAUAUGAUCUUUUGAGACAGGGCAAACAUCCUGAUAAUUCACCUGUUAGAUCUCGUGCAUAUUAUGGGGAUAUGGAUGGAAAGCAAAGACAAAUAGAUUUUUCUAAUAUUAAUGUCGCUUGGAGUAAGCUUGACUGUAUAGCUUAUACAAAUACAGUGGAGGCAGGAAUAUCAUUUGAGGUUACAGGUCACUUCGAUAUAGUUAUAGCUAUUACAAACAUCACCACUCCAGUUCAUGUUGAAGCUCUUGCACAAAUGCUUUACCGAAUUCGUGAUUGUUCUCGCCGUAUUGUUUCUAUAUUCUAUCAGAAAAAUUCUAAUGACCUUUUUCGCCCGUUAGGUCAUGAAAAUAUUCGAGCAGAACUAGCAAAUGCUCGGCCUAAUAAUUUACCUACAUCAAUAAAGGACCAUUGUGAAUGGAAUAGCAACACCGUUUCUUAUAAAAUUAACGAAUCUCCUGCUGUAAUAACAUUCAUUGAAGUUGAGCAUCAGAAACAUCUUUCUGCAAGAUAUUUUAUUGAGAAGCUUUGCAGUCUUGUAGCCAGUACUGGUGCUUCUCUCCAACUAAUAAAAAUGGAUGAGAGCCGAGGAGUUAUAGGGAAUUGUAAAAAAGUCUGCAAUGGGAUUAGGGUUGAAGCACUAGUUAUCAAGGAAACAGAUUUUAAUGCGGUUGCUACUUUCCGGAAUCUUGAUCCUGAAGAAGCUGAAAAUCUUAAGUUUGAUCAAGAGCGCUCUAUUCUAGAUACUAUAGCAUUUAAAUGUUUCUAUAUACAAAAUAUUUAUGCUAGAUAUAAUUCUGAGAAAUCAGUAGUGGAGGACUUGCAUAAAUCAUAUUCAUUUAAUCAUUGGAUGGUUAUAAGAGAGCUCUUUCAAAUACUAGGCUUUACUGGCAUCGAUGAUAAGCGUACUCUUUCUAGUGAUACUGCAUCAGAAUCAUUUAUGCG
Molecule: messenger RNA, 1304 nt
Organism: Funneliformis geosporum
Lineage: Eukaryota; Fungi; Glomeromycota; Glomeromycetes; Glomerales; Glomeraceae
Source: the annotation of a GenBank genome assembly